AGGAAGGACAUGGCCAGAAGUUAGACGGUGUUUCAACCUUAAAUCUCUUAUCAGAAAAUCAUCAAUAUUUUCCUCCCACUGCACUAAAUCCAGGCCAAAAGGCUGCACUUAAAAAAAAAAAAAAAAACAACCAAACCUCAGCAACUAAGGUGGAGAUGGAGGACUUCUGGGCCACAGGGCUUUGGGUGCUGAAGAUUUGGCUGUACCUCAUCAUCAGCCUCAUCAUGAUCCCUGCCAUGUUCGGCUUCUCACUGGGCAUCUCUGAAACCUACAUGACAAUCCUGGUCAAAACUUUGGAGUGGGCGACUCUGAAGAUGCAGAGGGCGAAGACAGACGAACAAACAGCCAAAGCCUCCAAUGGUCUCAUCCAGAGGGAGGACGGCUCUAUGGAGAAAGAGCUGGAGGAGCUGAGGCGGAGUCGGCCCAAACCCCCAGUGGGCGGCGACUUUACACUCAGCGACUGUUUUUACUUCUCUCGCAGGGGAAUUGAAAGCAUCGUAGAGGAUGAGGUGACUCAGCGUUUCUCCUCAGAGGAGUUGGUGUCCUGGAACUUACUGACUCGCACCAAUGACUUUCAGUUCAUCAGUUUGAAACUGACACUGGUGUACGGACUGGGCAUCUUUGUGAGAUACUGCAUCCUCGCCCCGCUCAGGAUAACCCUGGCCUGCAUUGGUCUCACCUGGCUGGUCAUUGGGACAUCUGCAGUUGGAUUCCUCCCAAACUGGAGGAUUAAGUCCUGGCUCAGUGAAUGGGUUCAUGUCAUGUGCUACAGAAUAUGUGCUCGUGGACUCUCUGCUACUAUUUGCUACCACAACAGGGAGAAUAAACCCAAAAAAGGAGGAAUCUGUGUUGCGAACCACACUACCCCCAUUGACAUAGUGAUUCUCUGUAACGAUGCCUGUUACGCAAUGGUGGGUCAGGUUCAUGGAGGUCUGAUGGGCGUUGUCCAGAGAGCCAUGGUGAGGUCAUGUCCUCAUGUGUGGUUUGAGAGAGCAGAGAUGAAAGAUCGCCACCUUGUGACCAAAAGGUUGAAGGAUCAUGUCAAUGACAAGACAAAGCUGCCCAUACUGAUAUUUCCAGAGGGAACCUGUGUCAACAACACAUCUGUCAUGAUGUUUAAAAAGGGCAGUUUUGAAAUUGGAGCAACGAUUUACCCAGUAGCCAUUAAGUAUGACCCAAAGUUCGGAGACGCCUUCUGGAACAGUUCUAAGUACAGCAUGGUCAGUUACCUGCUGAGGAUGAUGACCAGCUGGGCCCUGGUCUGCAACGUCUGGUAUCUACCAGCCAUGCACCAGCAGGACGGUGAAGAUGCCGUCCAGUUUGCCAACAGAGUAAAGUCCGCCAUCGCUCACCAAGGAGGACUGGUAGAUCUACAGUGGGACGGAGGCCUCAAAAGAGCCAAAGUUAAAGAAACAUUUAAAGAGCAGCAGCAGAAGAAGUACAGCAGCAUGGUGGUGGGAGACGACAGCAGUGGUAACAGUGACUGAGACCCUGACCGCAGAGGACAGACCAAAAAACAGAAAACGCACAGCAGCCGAACUGUGUCCACUGGUACUGUGACAUACCUGGAUCUGCUGUGGGGGAUGGCCAUGUCGACUUCUAAAAACUGUGAAAACAUGAUGUAUUAAAGCUGCCAAUGGAUGUGUCUCAGUGAUUGAUAGAAAACACAAGUGCAAUAUUGAACUUUACAAGCAGCUGAUGGACUGUGGACAGAAAAGAUGCUGAAGCAAACUGCUGAUGUGAUUGAAUGUUAAUGCUGUGGAAAUUUUCUGAACUGAGACCAGCGAGCACUGCAGAGAUGACAUCUGUAAACGAAUCCUGAGAUUAGCCUGAGCGUUGCUUGCCUCAACAAAAACCCUACAAGAUUUUUCAGGUGUGGUUUGGAUUACUAUGUGGCAAAAAAACCCCAAAAACUUCAUGAUACUUUUGUUCGGUAAGAUCAUUUUGAGGAUUUUUGAGUCGUAAUAGAAGUAAAAUGAAGGUUGUGCUACAAACAACCUACCCCCUGAUCACAUGACUUCAGUGUUUCAAU
Messenger RNA from Sphaeramia orbicularis (orbiculate cardinalfish), 2032 nucleotides. It is a transcript of the gene agpat9l, whose product is annotated as 1-acylglycerol-3-phosphate O-acyltransferase 9, like. Gene Ontology annotation, cellular component: endoplasmic reticulum. The coding region runs from base 156 to 1487 and encodes 443 amino acids. Gene Ontology annotation, molecular function: glycerol-3-phosphate O-acyltransferase activity. NCBI's taxonomy places the organism in Eukaryota, Metazoa, Chordata, Actinopteri, Kurtiformes, Apogonidae. Gene Ontology annotation, biological process: triglyceride biosynthetic process. The transcript is spliced from 14 exons. The record is from RefSeq and is a predicted model, not a curated record.